UUCAGAACAAAUUUUCUCAUUACGAAACAUAAACAAUCCUGACAAACGUAAUAACAUUCUGCGAAAUCACUCUGCUCACGGACUAUCAGUACUUCUCUAGCGCUGAAAAUGGAUCGUUCCAUACAGUGGUUUCUCAGGUUGGCGUUUGGUAUUCUUUGUGCCACCUCAAAUAUCCAUCUGGUUUCGUCACUCAAUUGCUAUUCUUAUCAAUCCUCGCGAUGCAUCGUAAGAAAUUUACAACUCUAUUCCUCUGAUUUGGGUUCUCUUAAGUUUCCUGUCUAUUCGCACAUCGAACUGCAACAAGCGGGAAUGGAUUUCCUUUCUCCGGAGAUAGUGCUGCGAAUGAAGUGGGUCAGCAAUCUGACGAUUACUAACGGAGAUAUUGGCAAAAUUUAUCUGAAACAUGACCUCCUGGAACUGAUUGCUAGUAACAGUAAAACAUUCGAAAUUAUAAUAGGCGAAGGUAAUAACACAGAUCUGGAAAAAAUGGUGAUAACCGGCAACGAACUACGUGGCAUUCCAAAUAAUAUUGAAUCCCUAAAAUCGCUGAUGACUCUUAAACUUUCUAACAAUAAAAUAGAAUUUGUUGAUUUUGAGCAAGUUAGUCAAUUGGAGAAAGUUUCACAUAUAGAUUUAGCGAACAACAGGAUCUAUUAUAUUAUUCCGUACGAACCAUUUGAACUAAGUUGUCUUGAAUUUUUGGAUUUAAGUAAUAAUUUCAUGACGGAGAUUGAAUUUACUGGAUGGAUCGUUCCACGACUACGGACUUUAUCUAUUUCAAGCAACAGUUUAACAUUUACGAAAGAUUUCAAUGAAGAAAACUUUCCAUCCAUUGAACGAUAUACUGACAAUAAUAAUUUAUUCGACUGUCGCUGGCGAGCAGAAUUUGUUUCAAACUUGAAGCAAUGGAAGAAAUCCAAAAUUUUCAACAUUCCACCACAAGAUUGCUCGAAAGCCGUUCAACUGAGCUCAUCAACCUACCGGAAGCUUAACAUGAGAGAUAUUCGCAACUAUACAUUCGAGUUUGACAAUCAUGAUCAACUCCAGAAGCAAAUUAAUGUCAUGCUCGAUGCAGAGGAAAAGCAGACCAAGCGAAUUGAAACACUGAACGGCGUGAUAACGCAACAAACGGAGCAACUCAAAGAGACGGCGAUCAAACUGCUCACUCAACAGGCUAUCAUUGAUAAGCUGCUGGUGCAGAUCGAAAAUCUUCAAAGAAAAAUGGAUGAUGUGACUCCGGCAAGGAAAAAUGUUCCAAAAGGAUCACGGGACAAACUGAUUCAGGAAAUUGCAGAUGUUGUCUGGAGGAACUUAUCGGAAGAUGACUAGGGAUUCAAGAGCGAGCUUUUAAUGAGCUUGAAUUAGAUUCGGUUAAUGUAGUGUCCUAUACUGCCGUGAAUC
This is a messenger RNA of Armigeres subalbatus, 1401 nucleotides long. RefSeq lists its product as uncharacterized. The record is from RefSeq and is a predicted model, not a curated record. NCBI's taxonomy places the organism in Eukaryota, Metazoa, Arthropoda, Insecta, Diptera, Culicidae. The coding region runs from base 109 to 1329 and encodes 406 amino acids. The transcript is spliced from 2 exons. Gene Ontology annotation, molecular function: protein binding.